Zasmidium cellare ATCC 36951 is the source of this 618-nucleotide messenger RNA. RefSeq lists its product as uncharacterized. NCBI's taxonomy places the organism in Eukaryota, Fungi, Ascomycota, Dothideomycetes, Mycosphaerellales, Mycosphaerellaceae. The transcript has a single exon. The coding region runs from base 1 to 618 and encodes 205 amino acids. The record is from RefSeq and is a predicted model, not a curated record.
AUGGGUAGCGACAACAAUAACAAGAUUCCCCUUCUAAAGGGUCGAAGCAAUUACAAGGCAUGGGCUGCACUUGUGAAGAAGUCAGCUAUCGGCGAAGACUGGUGGAAGUAUAUCGAUCCAAACGAUGCCUACUCAAAACGACCUUCUUCCGACGAUCCGACAUGGAUUCAGAAGCAAAUUUUAAAGAAGGACUACGGCUCUGAAGGAGUAGGACAUCGAAUGGAGGUUUUUGAACGAUGGGACAGUCUUACGCUCGGCACCGACGUCGAGGAGUUCUGUCGCCAAUAUCGUGAGGUGCUCGGAGAGCUGAAGAUGCUGGAUAUGAAGGUAGACAAUGAGGUGUUGAUCUAUUCCUUUAUCGCACGAGUUUCCCAACAGUACAGCACCUGGGCAAAGAUCCAACGAAACGAUCUUGCUAAACGGACUACAGAGUCCCUGCCGGCCAUUGACGACAUCAUCCAUUCCUUACUGGAAGACGACAAGGCCGAGGACGCUGCAAAGGUAGCGCAUACGGUCCGCCGAGGUGGCGUUGACCAUUCUAACCGCCGAAGAGGCGAUGCCCGUGGUCGAGGUGGCUACGGAGGGGCCGGCCGUGGAGGCCGUGCUAGGUCACACUAA